This is a messenger RNA of Linnemannia hyalina, 2466 nucleotides long. NCBI's taxonomy places the organism in Eukaryota, Fungi, Mortierellomycota, Mortierellomycetes, Mortierellales, Mortierellaceae. The record is from the annotation of a GenBank genome assembly.
AUGGAUAGUAAUAUCGUGCCGGAUAUCGAUCACCUAAUAAACGGCCAGGACGAUCACACAUUCCCCGCUGAAUCGAUGGAUUCGCCACCUUACUCAGACAAGGCAACAACGACAUCCUCAAAAGACCUCUUGCCUCGUCUCCACCUUAUCGACGACGAAAAGCGCUUCAGCGACAAGUGGCAUCUCAAAGACGUAGGGUUCAAUUACAACCUGGCGGCCAUCUUUGGAAGUCAGAGUACCGGCAAGAGCACACUUCUGAAUCGGUUAUUUGGGACUAACUUUGACGUGAUGAACGAGACGGCAAGGAUGCAGACGACCAAGGGUAUCUGGAUCAGUCAAGGCAAGGACAUGAAAGCCCUGAUCAUGGAUGUCGAAGGCACUGACGGCCGUGAGCGGGGCGAAGAUCAGGACUUUGAGAGGAAAAGUGCGUUGUUCUCUGUGGCGACGUCGGAGGUGCUGAUUGUCAACAUGUGGGAGCAUCAGGUCGGACUGUACAAUGGAGCAAACAUGGGUCUCCUGAAGACUGUUUUUGAAGUCAACCUGCAGCUCUUUGGAGGAAACCGUGGGGAAAAAACGCUGCUGCUAUUUGUGAUCCGUGAUCAUGUUGGGUCGACACCUCUUGCCAACCUGUCCAACACACUCAUGGCUGACCUUGACCGGAUCUGGCAGGGACUCUCAAAGCCGGAAGGUUUAGAGGGCUGCAAGAUCUCGGACUACUUUGACUUCAUGUUCACGACCCUGCCUCACAAGCUGCUUCAACCUGAGCAAUUCGAGCUUGAAACCCAAAAACUCCGUAACCGAUUCGUAGACUCAAAGGAUCCAAACUAUGUGUUCCAACCACAGUACUCAAAGCGGGUCCCCGCAGAUGGAUUGCAUGUCUAUACGGGAGCGAUCUGGGAAAAGAUUAUGACCAAUAAGGAUCUGGACCUACCGACCCAACAGGAGUUGCUGGCUCAGUUCCGAUGCGAGGAAAUUGCCAACGCGGCGUUUUUGAUCUUUAAAGAUCAGAUCAAGGAGUUCCGUCACCCCAUUGAGGCUGGCCAAUUGGUCGAGGAUCUUGGACCCAAGAUGGAGGAGGCCCGCGACGUUGCCACCAAAUCGUUUGAUAAGGAUGCGUCGCGGUACUUGCCGGUAGUGUAUCAGCGGAAACGGACAGAGAUGCUGACAAAGGCCAACUCGAUGCUGGAAUCAUAUUUCGUGGGACAACUCAAGAACUUGCACAAGACGGCAGUCUCCAACUUUACGACUCAGCUCCAACAGGCGCUCAAAGUCGAGGGUACCGAGUUUGGUAAAGCUGCAGCCAAGACUAGGCAGGAAGCUGUGGAUUUUUUCCUCAAGGGUGCCAAGGCGAUCAAACUGACUGAGACCGACUGGGAGUACGAGGAGGAACUCUACCAGUUAGAACAUGAUCUGGAAGAGUUGACGACUGUUCAGCGGGAGAAGGAGUUGGUCAAGAUGUUGACUGGGUUGGAGAAGCUGAUCAAGCAGGAGUUGGAUGAGCCUGUCAAGCUGGCGUUGGAUCAACCUAGACCGGGGAUGUGGGGGCGGAUCAUGGCGAUCUAUAGGAGGACUAGUGAGGAUGCGGAGGUGUUGUUGUUGAAGAAAGCCAAGACGUUCGAACUUAAGGAGGAAGAGGAGGAACAGUUGGCGGUGAACUUGAAGAGGCAGAGUUGGGUGCUGUUGACGAUGAAGGUUCAGGAAGAGUCUGUCGAUGGUUUGAUCCUGUACAAGCUGUCGAAUCGGUUUGAGGAGAUGUUCCAAAGGGAUAGUCAUGGCCUUCCGCGUGUCUGGAGUCCUACCGAUGACAUUGACACACCCUUCCGCAAAGCCCGCGAGGAGACGAUAGAGUUGAUCCGAUUGUACGCAAAGAUCGACACACUAGACCCUGUCACAGACACCCACCUUACCCUUGAAUCUUCCGAUGAUUUCGAUUUCGAUCAAUCGCUCCAAGUCCUCUCAGAGACACGGCAACAGGAACUGACGACACUAUUCAAACGAAAAGCGGACGCCUCCUACGUUGAAGCCAAACGAUCCAUCGUCGCCACGCAGGCCAAGAUCCCUUACUGGGUCGGCGUCGCUUUGAUUGUUCUGGGUUGGAACGAAUUUGUGACACUGAUUACGAACCCGUUAUAUCUGUCCAUGACCUUGAUGUUGGGUCUGCCGUUGGGCGCGCUGUGGUAUUUGGGUAUGUUGGAUCUGGUACGGAGUAUGGGAUGGAGGGCGUAUGAGCAGGUUUUGGUUCUGGGGCGUGAGAAGUUGAGGGAUGUUGUUCAUCCGCCUGAACCAGUGCCUGUCCUUGUACCUGCUGUUCAGCACAGUAGGAGGAGUGAGGAGUUUGAGGAACGGCAGCAGAAGAGGACGUCGUUGCAUCAUCACCAGUCUGCUCGGUCGUUGAAUCAACGGACUGAAGAUAAUGAGGGUACAGGGAUUGAACUCGAUGCCUUUGAAAGUAGGAAGACUUUGUAG